Molecule: messenger RNA, 2176 nt
Organism: Lipotes vexillifer (Yangtze River dolphin)
Lineage: Eukaryota; Metazoa; Chordata; Mammalia; Artiodactyla; Lipotidae
Gene: SLC22A4
Product: solute carrier family 22 member 4
Exons: 10
Coding region: 160-1815 (551 amino acids)
Biological process (GO): carnitine transport; transmembrane transport
Cellular component (GO): membrane
Molecular function (GO): transmembrane transporter activity; ATP binding
Source: RefSeq, a predicted model, not a curated record
UCCUGGGAACGGUGCAGGCCGCGCGCCUCGCUUUCCCUCAGCCGGCCUGGCCCGCGAGAACGUUCUGACGCCCCCGGGGAACGCCUUCCACCGCGCGACACUGUCCGGGGAACGCUCUUAUCAUCCCUCGUUGCCAACUGCAGAGCAGCGGCGGGGAGCAUGCAGGACUACGACGAGGUGACCGCCUUCCUGGGCGAGUGGGGGCUCUUCCAGCGCCUCAUCUUCUUCCUGCUCAGCGCCAGCAUCAUCCCCAACGGCUUCAAUGGUAUGUCAGUCGUGUUCCUGGCGGGGACCCCGGAGCACCACUGUCGGGUGCCGGACACAGCGAACCUGAGCAGCGUGUGGCGCAACCACAGCCUCCCGCUGCAGCUGCAGGACGGCCGCGAGGUGCCUCACAGCUGCCGCCGCUACAGGCUCGCGACGAUCGUCAACUUCUCGGCGCUCGGGCUGGAGCCGGGGCGCGACGUGGACCUGGAGCAGCUGGAGCAAGAGGGCUGCCUGGAUGGCUGGGAGUUCAACCAGGACAUCUACCUGUCCACCAUCGUGACCGAGUGGAGUCUGGUGUGUGAGGAUGAUUGGAAGACGCCCCUUACUACCUCCCUGUUCUUCGUAGGCGUGCUCCUCGGCUCCUUUGUGUCUGGGCAGCUGUCAGACAGGUUUGGCAGAAAGACCAUCCUCUUCGCAACCAUGGCUGUGCAGACUGGCUUCAGCUUCCUGCAGAUUUUUUCCAUCAGCUGGGAGAUGUUCACCAUGUUAUUUGUCAUCGUCGGCAUGGGCCAGAUCUCCAACUAUGUGGUGGCCUUCAUACUAGGAACAGAAAUUCUUGGCAAGUCAGUUCGUAUUAUAUUCUCUACGUUAGGCGUGUGCACAUUUUUUGCAGUUGGCUACAUGCUGCUGCCGCUGUUUGCUUACUUCAUCAGAGACUGGCGGAUGCUUCUGCUGGCGCUGACGGUGCCGGGGGUGCUGUGCUUCCCGCUGUGGUGGUUUAUUCCUGAAUCUCCCCGGUGGCUGAUAUCCCAGAGAAGAUUUAGAGAAGCUGAAGAUAUCAUCCAAAAAGCUGCAAAAAUGAACAAUGUAGCUGCCCCAGUGGUGGUUUUUGAUCCUGUGGAGGAGCUAACCCCUGUGAAGCAGCAGAAAGUUUUCAUUCUGGACCUGUUCAGGACUCGGAAUAUUGGCACAAUAACAAUUAUGUCCUUGCUGCUAUGGAUGCUCACCUCAGUAGGUUACUUUGCUCUGUCUCUCAACACUCCUAAUUUACAUGGAGAUGCCUACCUGAACUGUUUCUUCUCUGCCUUGAUUGAAGUUCCAGCUUACAUUACAGCCUGGCUGCUACUUCGAACCCUACCCAGGCGUUAUGUCAUAUCUGGAGUACUGUUCUUGGGAGGAGGUGUGCUUCUCUUAAUUCAAUUGGUACCUGCAGAUUACAACUUCUUGUCCAUCGGUCUGGCCAUGUUAGGAAAGUUCGGGAUCACCUCUGCCUUCUCCAUGCUGUACGUCUUCACUGCAGAGCUCUACCCAACCCUGGUCAGGAACAUGGCUGUGGGGGUCACAUCCAUGGCCUCCAGAGUGGGCAGCAUCAUUGCUCCCUACUUUGUUUACCUUGGUGCUUACAACAGAGUUCUGCCCUACAUCCUCAUGGGCAGCCUGACCGUCCUGAUUGGAAUCAUCACUCUUCUCUUCCCUGAAAGUUUUGGAAUGACUCUACCAGAGACCUUAGAGCAGAUGCAGAAAAUGAAAGGGUUCAGAUAUAGGAAAAAAACAAAAGAUUCAAUGGAGAAAGAAGAAAAUCCCAAAGUUCUAAUAACUUCAUUCUGAUAAAAUUCCCACCCUAUUUGGUGAACUGAAAAACAGAUCCUAAGACUAUGAAGACACGAAAGCCUUUCCUGAUGAAAUGGACUGACUAUGAAGAUUAACACUAAAAUGGACCUUGCUAUUAAGAAAUGCUUGUCAUAUGGCAAACUCUGGAUCAUGCUUACAGAUAAGCUCCUUAUUUUAAAAAACAAACCAUUUCCAGAAAGUCCUCCGUACUAAUUAAUUCGAUGAAAUGGGUUUGUAGGAUUUUUACAAAACGUGUUGGUCAAGGACUGGUAAAUCCAUAUAAAGAUUAACAUGCAUUUCCAAAUACAAAUACUAUCCAAAUUUUUUAAAAAGUCAUUGAAUUAACACAACUAUCAGG